GUGAGCCGUAUGUAUUGCUUUGUUGCUGCGCGUCGCGACGCGCACGUCAUCGAUCCACCUGGUUAGAAUUGUUCGCAAAUUCGAGGAAGGAACAAUUCCGCCGCUUUCUUCUAAGUGUUAUUGCGAAAGACCAGGGUGGAAUUCGACACCACGCCGACGUCACCGGCGUUCGCCACCGGCAACGACUUGGCGGUCAGGUUAGUCCCUCGAAGAUCCGUGUCUUCGACCUCCGACGCCCGUGCGUCAUCGGUGAUAUCGGAGGCCGUCGCCGUGUCGUUAUCGACGGCGUCGUGCAGGUGAUCGACCACGGGAAGAUUGAAUUGCUCCAGCAGAUCCGCUGAUAGGUUGUGGGCGAAUAGUAGGGACGCGCCUUCGGUGCCGUUGCGAACCUGGCGACGGCUUCCGGACUCCUGUUUAUCGGCGGCCCCGAAGCGAGCGGCGAUCUUACUGAACAGGCCCGAGACCACAGCCUCCAAGACGGUCACCUUGGUCUGAUUGGCGUUGCGAUUGAUUGGGUGGCUCGGCAUAAGGACGUCCAUGCUCACGAUGACGCCUGUGCAAAAGAAAGACGAUCAAGAUGUUGCGCCUAACGACAAGGAAUCUCGGGACCGGCCCCAGUGGAACAAAGGACUGCAGUUCUUCCUCUCCUGCUUGUCCAUCUCCAUUGGACUAGGAAACGUGUGGCGAUUCCCCACGCUAGCCUACCAGAAUGGAGGAGGGGCGUUUCUUAUACCGUACUUUGUCCUUCUGUUCAUUGUUGGCAAGCCGGUAUACUUUUUGGAGCUCGCCAUUGGUCAAUUUUCCGGAAGAGGCGUGGUCCAAACGUGGGAAUGCGUGCCAGGUUUUAGAGGUAUAAGCGUCGCUCAGUUUGUGACCAGCUUCUACAUCCUGGUCGCUUACAACUACAUCAUGGCCCUGUGCCUGUUCUACCUGUUCGCUUCCAUGCAAAGUCCUCUUCCUUGGACCCACUGCGACCCACAAUGGAGCGACGAAAACUGCUUCCACCACAGCACGUUUAACGCCACUUUCAAUCGCACGGAGAAUGCCACCUCAUCGUCAGAACAGUUCUUCAGGAAUUACGCCUUGAAAGACUCCGGAGAAUUCAAGCUUCCCUCGGCCUUCGACUGGAGGAUGGCGCUCUGUCUGUUGCUAUCGUGGUUUAUUCAAGGAGGGUCCACUAUCAAGGGCGUCCACUCAAUUGGCAAGGUGGCGUACCUGACUUCGACGUUUCCGUACGUGGUUCUUCUCUUACUCCUGGUUGUCACACUGCUUCAGGAAGGAGCAGCAAAAGGUCUCGCCGCCCUCUUUGUUCCUCAAUGGAGCAAGAUACUCGAAAUACAAGUAUGGUUCAACGCAUGUGAGCAGUCCUUCUUUUCUCUCGGAAUCGGCAUGGGAGUGUUGACCAUGUAUUCCAGCUACAAUGAUUUCAAGCAUAAGGUUUCCAGGGACGCCUUCUUCAUUUCAAUCGCCGACACAGCCACAAGCCUCUUAGCUGGAGCGGUAGUUUUCUCUACCCUCGGUGCCUUGGCGCACCAGCUUGGACUGCAAGAUAUCUCCCAGGUCUUGAAAGGAACUUCAGAUUUGGGAUUGGCCUUCGUCACCUACCCGGAGGCUCUGAGCAGAAUCUCGUUCGUCCCUCAACUGUGGUCGGUGUUAUUCUUCUUCAUGCUCUUCCUUCUCGGUCUUGGAAGCGGCGUUUCAAUUAUCCAGCUCAUGGUGGCGGUUCUAGAAGACCAAUAUCCCAGGCUGCGAGAGCUUAAGGGCUGCACAGUUCUUGCAAUAUGCGCCGUGUGCUUCGGCACGGGCCUUUUCUUGUGCACCGACAACGGAAACACGAUGCGGCUUCUGUUCGAUAAUUACGGUAUCGGGCGAGCUCUGUUCCUGUACGCCAUCUUCGAAGUGGUCGGCCUCGUCUGGGUGUAUGGCUGGAAGAAUAUCUGCGGCGACAUUGGCUACAUGCUCGGUAAACCAAUAUCAUGGUAUUGGAAGAUUACGUGGGGCUUCCUCACUCCGGUGUCUUUAAUUGCCAUCUUCAUAUACGGAACCGUAACAGAGAAGUCUUCGUCCACGUUGCCUCCGAUUGGCCAGACCAUAGGCUGGAUCCUGGCAGCCGUGGCCGUUGGCCAGAUUGUGGUUUGGAUGGCAGUGGCUUUCGUCAGAGCGCCCGGGCCCGGUGCGUUCAAGAAAUUCAAGGCCACGUUCACAGCAUCCGAAAUGUUCGGACCCAGGGAUCCUGACGUGAAGCGAGACUGGUUGUCGUGGAAGGCGAGCUCACGAAAAUCUUCGCUCUAUCCUGCUGAGAGAACCGCCAGCGAACACACGAACCGUGCUUUUGAAAAGACCAGUCAACCGGGUGGCGCCAACAUGCGGAACAAGUGGGAACUUCAGGAGCUUCCACCUCCGUACCAGGAAAAGGCAAGCGAGAACGGAGUCGCUCUCGGAUUGCGUUCAACGGCCGGCGCUGAUGUGGAGGCCGCGCCCGACGCCGCACCCGACCGCAAACAAUGGAACAAAGGCAUGCAGUUUUUUCUCUCCUGCCUGUCCAUUUCCAUCGGCUUGGGCAACGUCUGGAGGUUCCCGACGCUGGCUUACCAAAACGGAGGAGGCGCCUUCUUGAUCCCUUACUUCAUCGUCCUGUUCCUAAUCGGCAAGCCCGUUUAUUUCAUGGAGCUCGCCAUCGGCCAAUUCGUGGGUAAAAGCCACGUCAAGGUCUGGAAAUGCGUGCCUGGACUCAAAGGCAUCGGCGUUGCGCAGCUCUUCUCCACGUUCUACGUAACCGUGUCCUACAACUACAUCAUGGCCCUGUGCCUCUUCUAUAUGUUCGCUUCGUUCCGAAGUUAUCUGCCUUGGUCUCGGUGCGACAGCGACUGGAGCGACGCCGCAUGUGUAGACUCAUUCAGUAACUCGGGAAACAUGUCAAAUAUCACGAACGCAUCAUCAGCUCCGGAACAAUAUUUUCAGAAUUACGUGCUCAGGGAUUCUGGAGGCUUCACUUUGCCUUCAGCGCUAGACUGGCGAAUGGCGCUGUGCUUUCUUCUAGCCUGGAUUUGCGAGGCACUGUCCACGUUCAAAGGCAUUCGUUCGGUUGGCAAGGUGGUGUACGUGACAUCGACGAUGCCAUACGUGGUGAUGAUCUCGCUGCUAAUCAUCACGUGCCUACAGGACGGCGCGCUGAACGGUAUCAAGGCGUUCUUCAUUCCGCACUGGGAAAAGAUUUGGGAGAUCGAGGUGUGGUUCAAGGCGUGUGAGCAAUCAUUUUUUUCGCUGACGACGGCGUUCGGCCAUCUCAUCAUGUACGCCAGCUACAACGACUUCAGGCACCAGGUGGGAAGGGACGCCUUCUUCAUCAGCAUUGCUGACACCAUGACGAGUAUCUUGGCAGGCUGCGUUGUGUUCGCCACGUUGGGAUCUCUUGCGUACGACCUCGGCACUGAUGACAUCUCGCAGGUGCUCAAAGGUGAAUCGGAUCUGGCUCUCGCCUUCGUGACGUACCCUGAAGCACUAAGCAGAAUAUCGUUCGUGCCUCAGCUCUGGUCCGUUCUGUUCUUCCUCAUGCUGUUCCUGCUUGGACUUGGCACAGGCGUCGGCGAUGUCCAGGCGGUAACCACGGUGCUCACCGACCAGUUUCCCGCACUCACCAAGUGGAGGAGUCACAUUGCGGUCUUCUUCUGCGCCAUCUGCUUCGGCACGGGACUCAUCCUGUGCACCGACAGCGGAAAUGCGAUGCGCCUGCUGUUUGACAACUACGGAGUUGGUCAAGCCGUGUUUCUCUACGCCAUAUUCGAAGUCGUCGGCCUGAUGUGGAUUUAUGGUAUCCGAAACGUCAUCAGGGACUUCGAGUUCAUGCUCAACGCAAGGAUAUCUUGGUUCUGGAAGAUCACUUGGGGAUUCAUCACGCCCGUGUCCCUCAUCGCCAUCUUCGUCUACGGCAACGCCAUCGAGGGAGGCGCCUCUAGUCUACCGCCGCUGGGACAAACCAUCGGCUGGGUCAUGGCUGCCAUCGCCAUCGGCCAAGUGCCCCUGUGGAUGGUGGUCACAUUCGCCAAAGCUCCCGGAACCACCAUUUGCCAGAAACUGAAGGCGACGUUCUCGCCCUCCGAGAACUACGGUCCGCGCGACCCGAUGAUUCGCAGCGAAUGGAAUGCAUGGAAGCAGGAGCAGCUGAAAGCGCGCAAGGGGCGGUUCGUAGCGCCCUCGCAAGCACCCUACGUCAUAAACGGUCAAGUCAACCCCACCUACAUCCACGACACCAGUGGUUAAUCACCAUGCACGCUCAUCAAGAAGCUUUCGAACACAGGGUUUUAGCUACGUUCUUAUUUUUACUUGCCGCAUGUGCUGGCACGUUGACGGCUUGCACUGCUACCGAAUCACAAAUGCCGUCGCAUUGGGACAAAACGUAAGCCUAUCCGGCAGCAAACACUUGCUCUCUGAAUUUGGUACGUGCCAGAGCUUGGACUUCAAAACCGAUGACUUUUUAUCGUCCUCUACGGGGAACGUGAUCAUCAUCGGAGUUUAUUUUGUAAUGAUGCGCGCUGUUGCCAUUCUUCUGUCUAGAAAGAAUGCACCAGCAUUACGCUGAUUGUGUCAAAAUGGAAGGUAGACGCGAAAUGACGGCUCCGCUGCAAGAGCCCAAGCGAUAGGUCGUCUACUGGUCUUACGGGAUGCCUUCACCUUUCUCAGCGCCGAAGAUGGAAGUGACGUGUUGCUGAAGUGACGUGAUCUAUGAAGUGGCCUGUGUACUGUACUGUCGGCCAUGUGCAGUGUGACGCGACAGUGGCAACUGCAACGAGUUUCUGUGAUAAAAAAAAUGCAUUGCGAACGGUUGUCAUAGAACAGCGAACGUCAGACUGUACUGCCGUUACACGUCAAUAGACCAUUCAUUCUUAAAUAUCGGAAAGAAACAAUAAAAUAUUU
Messenger RNA from Rhipicephalus sanguineus (brown dog tick), 4914 nucleotides. RefSeq lists its product as uncharacterized. Gene Ontology annotation, cellular component: membrane. The record is from RefSeq and is a predicted model, not a curated record. Gene Ontology annotation, biological process: sodium ion transmembrane transport. Gene Ontology annotation, molecular function: L-amino acid transmembrane transporter activity. Lineage: Eukaryota; Metazoa; Arthropoda; Arachnida; Ixodida; Ixodidae.